This is a messenger RNA of Colletotrichum gloeosporioides, 1257 nucleotides long. RefSeq names its product Alkaline protease 1. Lineage: Eukaryota; Fungi; Ascomycota; Sordariomycetes; Glomerellales; Glomerellaceae. Bases 1 to 1257 code for a protein of 418 amino acids. Gene Ontology annotation, molecular function: serine-type endopeptidase activity. The transcript has 4 exons. Gene Ontology annotation, biological process: proteolysis. The record is from RefSeq and is a predicted model, not a curated record.
AUGAGGUUCAAUCUCUCUAUUCUUUUGAACGGCGUUCCAUUUGCCCUUGCCCAAAUCUUGGCAGCUCAAGACGUUGUGAUUCCAGACAAAUACAUCAUCAGUCUGAAGGCGAAUAUACCCGAGACUGCUGUUGAAAACCAUCUCAGAUGGGUGCAGGAAGUCCACAAGAAGCGGGAUUUAUCCCGUCGCGACCUCGUCGGAGUUGAAAAGACCUUUGAUAUCGGCUCCUUCCACGCUUAUACGGGUUCUUUCGAUGAAGAAACCUUGACGGAGAUCCAAGCAAAUGAAGUCGUCGAGCGUGUGGAGCCAGAUACUUCCAUCUAUCCGUUUGAUGUUGUGUCCCAGCAGCAGGCGACAUGGGGUUUGGGCACCAUUUCACACGUGGCCCCUAUUGAUGCGAAUGCCAGCCUUAGGGAUGGAUUUGAAUAUCGCCACGACGAAAACGGAGGAGAAGGUACGUUCGCAUACGUGAUUGAUACUGGUGUCUGGAUCGACAACCCCGACUUUGAAGGGCGGGCCGAACUAGGAUACACAGUAUUCGCGGACAUCCCUUUCGAAGAUAGCACUGGCCAUGGCACGCAUGUUGCUGGCACUAUUGCGUCCAAGACAUGGGGAGUUGCGAAGAAAGCGCGUAUCAUUGCAGUCAAAGUAAUUGCACCUGGCCGAGACAACGGAGACGCCGAGGCUAACAUAUACCUGCAGGGUGUCAUGUCGGACUUUAUGGAUGGAUUCUCUUGGGCUGUGAACAACAUCACGUCGAUCCCUGGUCGUGCUGCAGUGUCAGUGAUCAAUAUGAGCCUGGGCGGCCCAAUCAACUAUGCAUUUGAUAGCCUGGUGCACGCAGCAUCUGAACAGGGAAUUGUGUCAGUCGUCUCCGCCGGCAACGCUGGUGUUGAUGUGAACCGCAUAUCUCCAGCGGGAGUAGUCAGUGCUAUCACGGUUGCAGCUAGCGCUGCAAACAAUACUGUUCUAAGCUACAGCAACUUCGGGUCUAAAGUUGACUUGUAUGCUCCAGGAGUUGACGUGUACUCGCUGUCAUUAGUGGAAGGAAAGGACGUAGCAUUGACUGGCACAUCUAUGGCCUCGCCCCACGUUUCUGGCCUGGUGCUGUACCUGAAGAGCCUGGAAGGAGGCCUAGAGUCUGUUGAGGCAGUGACUGCCAGAAUCUUGGAGCUGGCCAAGCCGGACGUCAUUGAUGGAGUACCGGAGUACACGCCCAAUCUGCUCGCAUACAACGGAGUCGAAGCAAGGUUGUAG